AAGGUGGACAAAAUGACAGACCCAAGAAAAACAAUUUCACGAGAAAAAACAUAAAAAUUUGUUUAGUCUAAACCGGCGAUGUUAUUGAGUGAAUAGCAGAAUAGAAUACGAAAGAUUUUACCAAACUAUUUUAAUUUAUUAAGAAAACGAUUAGAAUUAACCAAAAAAAAAAAAUAAAUAAAAAAAAUAAAAAUGCUCAGCCUAAGAGAAAAAUUGGAUAAGGAAAAGAAAGAACAAAUGGAUAAUAAUUUUGCCACUCCCUUGGCAGGAACUCAUUUAAAUUUGCCCAAGGAGCCAAUAUCCAUUCUUUGUCCCAGUUGUGGCCAGAAUCAGCUAACCCAAGUCCAUGUCGAACAAAAGAAAUGGUCGACAACCUGUAAUGAUAUUUAUUCGGCAUUGUUUUAUGGUCUCUGUUGCUGCUUCUGUUUCGACUAUAAAAAAAUAGUUUAUCGCACAGAUGUCAAUCAUUAUUGUCAAAAUUGCAGCUGCUAUUUGGGUCGAGCAAAACGCGUGCCUCCGGUAACCAGACACAAAGGCAAUCAUCUCAGCAGUAAAUACACCAACUAAUUGGACAAAUGGAAAAAACUUUGUGCCGAGUGUGUUGUAAUUAAUUAUUAAAAAAUUAAACGAAAUUAUAUGUAUUAAGAAAACGAAUUUUUAAAUUGCAAUAAAAAUAUAAAUUAUUAAAAUCA
Musca domestica (house fly) is the source of this 692-nucleotide messenger RNA. RefSeq lists its product as uncharacterized. Bases 193 to 567 code for a protein of 124 amino acids. The record is from RefSeq and is a predicted model, not a curated record. The transcript is spliced from 2 exons. NCBI's taxonomy places the organism in Eukaryota, Metazoa, Arthropoda, Insecta, Diptera, Muscidae.